AGCGAGAGAGACUCCCCGAAACCCGAGAAAGUCCCGUCGCGUUCCGGUUUUGUCAUGAAUCAAGAAGCGAAACGCCACGCCACGCCCGCAAGCCCCUCCUCUUCUUCGACCACCUCCUUGGACUCCGGUGGAAGCGCGAGAGACCCCCAUCGCCCUCCUCCUCUCUCGCCGCCGUCGCCGGCAAUGUCCGCCGCGGUCUCUCCUCUCAUCGCCGCCCAGCUCAACUACCUCCUCGCGCACUCCCCUCUCCCUCUCAAGGUCGGACAAGUGUGGGCCGGAAGCAAGAACGGCCGCUACGCCGACCGCUUCACCCUUCUCGUCCCCUUCUGCCUUGAUUACAUCAAGUGGGAUGUUGUAUUCAAUGCGGGGUACCCGUCGGUGCCGCCGGACUUUGUAUUUCCGCCGGAAGAUGACGACUUUCACCCCUUGAUUCCUGUUGGCGAUGUCAAGGAGGAGAAGGAAGGGGAGGGGGAGGGGCACUUGAGCAAGAGCAGCUUGAGCGAUUGGAACAGUAAAGACCCUUCUCGGCUGUUGGCUCUUGUUCAUGAAUUGAGGGAUUUAUACAUGCACUACCAGAAGAAGCGGAUCGAGGAGCUUGAUGAUGCGAGGCUGAAGUUUGAAAUAAGCACAAUUCUCUCGAGAGAGGGGAUUGAAGUUUGUAUGAUUUCUUCACAUGACAGGCCAGAGGAGGUAAAGUUUGCUGUCCCUUUACUGGAUAUAGACUUGAACAAAUUGGUUCUUGCAUGUCCUUGGAGACAUCAGCAAAAGAUCUACUUACAGGUUGUAUUUCCUGUACACACAAGUUAUUCCUCUGCUCCUUCUGCUCCACGCAUAAAGUUAGUCUCUUCUUCAGAGCUGAAGAGUUUGUUCUCUGUAGAAGAUGUCAAACUUCCACCAUGGUUAGAUGGGAUGUGUAUGGCUGAAUAUCUUCCCAAUUUAGAAGAAAAUCUCAAAACUCAGGUUUUGGAGGCAGUUGCUUCAAUUGGUGCUAGAAGAUGUUUUAUUGAGGCAUUGCCCUCUCUAUUUGGAAGGCCACUAGAAGCUGAUCCGGUUUUUUGCAGGAGAGCCACGGUGCUUGUUGUCUCUGGCGUUUUCACAUUUCUGGUUCAUUUUUCAAUCCCCACUCAGUUCCCUAAGCAACAGCCUAUCUUGACGCUGCAAAGUUCUCAGCAUUUUAAUUCUCAAGGCACCCCAAUAUUAUCACCUCCUAUAAACGAUUAUCCGUGGAGUCCCAGAUGGGAUGUGCCGGGGAUGGUUGAGCGCAUCUUUGACUUUCUGGUUGACGAAUGUUUGAACUUCAAGAAAUAUUGUAAUGAGACCAUGCCUCAGCAGCAGUAGCAUGAUGCUAUAAGAGAAAGGCUGCACUUUUUUUGAUCUUUCUUAAAGUGGGUUUGAAGUAUACACCAAGCACAGCAUGGGUCGCACAAACUUUUCUCCCAGAAGCAUUGUGGUAGUUCCCCACAUUUUAGCACAGGAGAAGGGUCAAGGAAGGUUUUAGGUUGUGUAUAAUUGACAUCCUGGAAAAAGAUGUAAACAUUGGUUCACAGCUUUUGGACAUUCUCUUGCAAUCCUUGUUUUGCUCUUGUGAUCUCAUUAAGAAUUUCGCGUUGUAUCGUGGCAUGAAUAUUGUAUAGUCAGGUCAUUUGUGUACCUUAUUUGGCCUUUCUAUUCAUUUGACUCCUGAAUCUUCUGUCUUCUA
This is a messenger RNA of Phoenix dactylifera (date palm), 1699 nucleotides long. Its product is annotated as BRCA1-A complex subunit BRE-like protein. Gene Ontology annotation, biological process: double-strand break repair. NCBI's taxonomy places the organism in Eukaryota, Viridiplantae, Streptophyta, Magnoliopsida, Arecales, Arecaceae. Gene Ontology annotation, cellular component: BRISC complex; BRCA1-A complex. The record is from RefSeq and is a predicted model, not a curated record.